AUGCCUCUGCGCUCCCUCCGCCCCGGCCGCAGCGAACGAGACCUCAAGCGACGGAGCACCCUCGACCCUGCCGGCUUCUUCCACCGGCGCGCCGACAAGGACACGCGCUUCGACAGGUCGCAAGAGAACCUCGACACGAGCCGCAUUGCCGCCUCUGAGGAUGGCUUCCGCCCCACGUCCACCGACACGGCGCGGCCCUCGACCGGCCAUGAUGAUGAUGACGACUCCCCGCCUUCUCCGCCCGUACAGGAACACACGCCCAACACCAAGCGCUUCAGUCUGAUGCGCUUCCGCCAUGCCUCGGACCCCCAGCUCUCUGCCAAGGCAAAGGAACACGCCGCAAGGGACGACGAUGCACCGCCCGUUCCUCGCAUGCCGGGCACUCCUGCGCCGCCCGCCAUCAUCACCACUGCACCGACUGUGGCAGACCACGAGGACGAGGCCAAGAUCGCGCCCAGGCGGAGUAGGAUGCAGCAAUUCGCCCUGCGCAGGCGCUCCUUUGACCCGACGACGUUUGAGAAACCGACCACGCUGCGAAAGUCGAUGGACAAGAAGCGCAAGCCGCUAGGCUUCAAGAAGAGCACUGGGGACCUCUUGGACGAGAAGGAGCGCGCGUCGACGAGCAGCCAUCGCCGGCCGGACGUGCUUGCCGAUUCGCGCGAGUCGGUGGAAAGCGCGAGUUCGCUGGCGCCACCUGCCACCAGGGCCUCCGAGUCGUCGCGAUCAGAUGGAAGCUCCGGCGGACACAUUUCUUUCGAAACUACCUCACGGCCCUCGCACCCGGCCCGCGUUGGCUCUUCACGAUUUGGCUUUGGGCGUCGAAAACAGCGCGCAUCCUUAUUCCCACUCCCUAUGAAGAUCGAGCCUCCGCAAUUCCCCGAUACGGCGCCUGCUACACCACGUGCGUCUACGGGCGCGAGGAGUUCUGCCUCGACCGAUCAUUCAAUCACCGAAAGCCCACCCCUGACCGCGCGUCGAAGCUCAGGCUUGUCAUCGCAUCAAAACUCGAUGAACAUCAGCCGGGAAACUCUCAUUCUACCAGAGCGUGAAGAAGGCGAGACACCUGGACGGUACCUGGAACGAAUCGAGGCGAAUAACUUCGAUAAGAGCGUCGUUGCCAGCUACCUAAGCAAGACCGACGACCCCUUCUUGCUUGCCGUACUUAGAAGCUACAUGCGGAAGUUUGCCUUCUUUGGCGACCCAAUCGACAUGGCGAUUCGCAAGUUGCUCAUGCAGGUUGAACUACCCAAAGAGACACAACAAAUUGACCGUGUCCUUCAGGGUUUCGCCGACCGGUAUCACGAAUGCAACCCCGGUAUCUACAUCAACACAGACAAAGCCUACUUCAUAUCUUUCUCCAUUAUCAUUCUUCACACAGACGUCUUCAACAAGAACAACAAACGGAAAAUGCAAAGGCCCGACUACAUCAAGAAUUCGUCCUGCGAUGGUGUCUCGGCUGACGUCCUCGGCUGCUUUUACGACAACAUUGUCUACACUCCAUUCAUUCACAUUGAAGACGAGGUUGACCUAAAGAACAUCACCUCGAAGAAAAGCAAGAGAGUCGCUGUCCUGAAAGGACCAAUGAACGACCCGGCGCGGAAAGCCGCGAAGGAGCCCAUCGAUCCGUACACAUUAAUCUUUGAAGGCAAGCUGGACGCGCUCCGACCCACGAUCCGAGACGUAAUGCAACUGGACGAUCCGUACAACUACACCGGCACGACUGCGACGCUAGACACCAAGAACAUCUACAAAUUGUUCUCCAAAUACGGCGUGAUACAGAUUGUCUCCUCGCGAUCGAGACCGGAAGCCUUCAUGUCUGAAGCUGCCCAAGAGAAUCCCUUCGGAACCUCGGUCGGCAUCGUCGAAAUGCCAGUGACAAAAGUGGGAGUUUUGUGGAGAAAGGACACGAAGAAAAAGAAGGCCCGAUCGCCAUGGCAGGAAUGGGGCGCCGUUCUCACUCGAUCGGGGUUGUCUCUAUUCCGGAAUUCUACUUGGACGAAGAACUUGAUGAGCCAGCACGAGCAACAUCUCAAACGCGGCGACACAGGCCCGGUCAUAUUCCAACCUGCCCUACCCGACUUCAAGCAAGACCACAUCAUCCCGAUGGACGGUGCGGUUGCGCUUGUCGAUGCCACAUACAAGAAACAUAAGAAUGCGUUUGUCAUGUUCUCCAAGGCAGGCGAGGAGACAUUCUUGGCCGACAACGAGAAGGACCUGAACGAGUGGCUGGGUGUGCUGAAUUAUACUGCUGCGUUUGAAACACUGGGUGUUCGGUCAAGAGGCAUGAUUGGUGGGCUGUACGAAGGCCAGAAGAACCGUGGCAUGCGGCGCCUGGAGUCAUCCCACUCGACCAAGACGAUACCAACAGCCACUGGCGAAGUUACCAUAACAAGUGGUAAGAUCGACAAUCAGUUUGCACAACAGAUGAUGAACGCUAGGAAAGAUCUCAUGCAGGUGCGCAUUACGGAGUCCGAGGACAAGCUCACCAAUGCUAUCAAAGAGCUGGAAGCACGCUUACGAGAUGCAAGACAUCUCCAAAUUCUUGCGCCCAUUCAACCGAAAACUCGCGAACUGGUCAUACACGCUGCCGGUCGGUUAUCAGCCAAGCUUAAGUGGACCCGUAUCGACAUUUGGCGGAUGAAAUGUCAUCGUGACAUACUUGCUCAAGAAUUGGAGGACGAGAGAAAAGGCCUCGCAGAUAAACAAGCGCAAGAUGACCAGCCCUCGGAAUUUAUUCAACAGCCGCAAGUCUCGCCUCAACAGUUGUCGCACAGAGCGUCAAAAGUUAGCGGACUAGCGCGGUUGACUUCCAAGACCAGCUCAAUGAACAGCGGCAACAAGCAAGCUCCAUUGUCUCCUACCUCACCGGGCCGUCCAGGGACCAAGUCCUCUAGGGAGACUGAAUUCGGUGGAGAUGAAGCAUUCAAGACACCACCGGAGACAUCUCGGCAGUCGAGCCCCAGGGAUCCAUCGGCCCAAUUUCAACCUGGGCCUAUGUUUGGCCCUGGCUCAUCUGAUCGUCGAAGCUCAUUUGCGAGCUCCUCGGCACAUUCUCCGAGGAUGUAUCCCUCCGAUCACAGGCCUUCAAUAUCAACGACUGGCGAUGGCACAAUAGGCUCCGAUUCUGAUUCUGACUCUGAGGACGGGUCUCGGUACGCGACUCCACCUCCAGGCGAGGCGGGUGAUUUGGAGCCCAUGUCACCAGAGCCGACACCUGGAGAGAGAGCCCGACCAGAGCCUGUCGUUGAUUCUGACUACGAACAAUCCCUUGCUGCUUUGACAGGAUCGCCCAGGUCUCACACUAAGCAAAGAAGAAGUCUACAGCGCACUCUUCGAGAGUCCCGUGGCAGCUCUUCUCACCGCCGCAGCCACAAGAGCAGAGACUCGUCGUCGACAAUCACACUCGCGAGUGACAAUACCGAGAGCGAGGGACUGGCGCGCGGCAAGGGCAGCUUUACAGUCCAUGGCAAGAAGGCAUCUGUGAUCCAAUUCGGCUCCGACUGGCACAACACCACAGCCGAAGAGCGCUUGGCGGCGAAGAAACAGCUCCAGGAGGCUGCCGAAGCGAUCUCUGCCGAUGAGCGGGAUGGCACGGCAGCUGCGCUUUCUCCAGGAAGCGAAGACAAUGACCCCGAGUCUGACAUGAGCGACAUUGCCGAAGAGACGCAACGAACGUCCGACGACCAACCAACGAUGAAGGGCAAAGACCCUGUUACCGAACACGUGGAACGGCCUAUACAUAAUCUCGAGGCCUCACCAGCCUAA
Molecule: messenger RNA, 3765 nt
Organism: Alternaria triticimaculans
Lineage: Eukaryota; Fungi; Ascomycota; Dothideomycetes; Pleosporales; Pleosporaceae
Exons: 4
Coding region: 1-3765 (1254 amino acids)
Biological process (GO): regulation of ARF protein signal transduction
Molecular function (GO): guanyl-nucleotide exchange factor activity
Source: RefSeq, a predicted model, not a curated record